GGAUAAUGCAUCUGUGCUGAGCGUGUUCAUCUCUUCAGGUGCAUCAAGGACAAGAAAAAUGUCCAGUUUAAUUUCCACCGGUACGCCAGUCACCAUCAUGGGCACGAAUGAUUACUUUAAGAAAAGGAACUCCCUUACCACCACCGGCAGCCACAGCAAAAGCAACAGAAGCGGUGGCUCCAAAACCUUCACCACCACCGUCAGAAGUAAUAAUCGCGGCACCAGCAGAGAAAGCAGCAGAAGCCACCGGAGCAACAGUAGGCAGGCCCCACUCAGAGGAAGUGCCCUACUCAGCCGCCAGGACACUGGCUCGGCCGUAGCAGAAUCGACCCUCAACUUCGCCGGGAUGUCCAAGAGGAGGAAAAUUGUUUACGGCUGGUUUAAUUUCAUCUUUUUAUGCUGGAUAAUGCUGCUCAGCGAGCAGUUCGUUAGCGUGUCAAGCCUUAAGGAUUUGAAAAUUUUCGUUCCCGAUGCAGUCAUUGUGGGUAACGCAGCCACUCUUUCAUGUCAGUUUGAACUGGAAAAGGCUUCCCUCUAUUCCGUUCGGUGGUACUUCGAAGGGGAAGAGUUCUACCGAUACGUCCCGAAAGAAUCUCCUCCGGCAAGAACUUUCCCGGUCUCUGGAAUAACGGUUGAUGGAUCCCAAUCGGAUGCCACUUCGGUGACACUGCGAGGCCUGACCCGGGAUCUGACCGGCCAAUUCCAGUGUGAGGUUUCGGAGGAUGCGCCGCUCUUCCACACCGACAUUCGCACCGCCCGGAUGCAGGUGGUCGAACUGCCCAAGGAAGAACCGCAGAUUCAGCUGGACAAAACGCACAUCACGACGCUGGACAACUUCCGGGCAAUCUGCACCGUCGGGACGUCGUUUCCGUCGGCCAACAUCACCUGGUACAUCAAUGCUAAAAAGAUCCACCGCUCCCCGUAUCAGCGAAUUACGUACCGCUCCUAUGAAGGCACACCGACUUACUCAUCCUUGGACAUGUAUCCGCACAGCCAGGUCCUGCAGGACAUCUACCAGACGAUGCCCCCAUUCCAGACCAGCCUGACGGUGAUGUGCGAAAUCUCGAUCCUGCACAUCUACACCAAGAGCGCCUCGCAGACGCUGGUGGUGAGCGAUCUGGUCACUACAAUUUCCCCUAAUUUGCUCGGCCUGGACGGUUCCAACAAUCGGCGGAAAGCGAACGGAGAUCCGGACAAUUCGGCGCUUACCGGUCCUGGAAGUGGUGCCCGGAUGUUGAUGGCAUCUGGCAUCUGGAGCAGCGUCGCGAUGACUCUUCUACUUCUGGUGAGUUCACUUGGCGCCAGGAUAAUGCAACACUUGUGAUCGGCUCGUUCGAAAUUGUAAAUAAUCUUCAGUGGAAUAAAAGAAGAGACAACAACGGCUCCCAGUUAAUGAAUACUGCGACGAAGUAAUAGUAAACGAGCUAAUCUCAUACAGCUUAAAAUCAGAAAAUAAUAAUAAUAUAUUUAUACAUAGGAAAAACUGAAAAAAAAACGUAAAACUGCUGUUGAAAUGUACAUGUAAAUUAUAUGUAUUUGAGCUUUUUACUACAUGGUUUUGAUCCAAUCGAUGCUUAGCCGGAUGAAUCAAAAGUUUGAAAAAAAAACGAAAAUCAUUGAUCAGUGGAAAAUGGAAAAUUAGUUUUGAAAUUUAACAUCUCGAAUGCAGGAGAGGAAUCCCGAUGCAAAAGAUAAAUUGACAAACACAAUCUAGAACAGGAAUUUUGCUUAAACGUGUCGAGUGAAAAAUUCUUAUGAACAAGCUUUUUGAAUCAAGUCAUUAUUUAAAAUGAAGUUUCCUUAAUUACGCUCUUAAAGCUUAAAUUUUAGUUUUCCAACAUUGGACCACAAGUUUUAUUUUAUAAUUUAUUAUAUUUUGAGAAAAAGUUAAAAAUCUAAAACUGACUUGAGGAAAAUUAAUAUUAUAGACUGUUCCAAAAAUUAAAAAUUCACUUCUUUGUUUAAUCAAUGAAACAGUUUUUUUAAAAGAACAUGCUUAUCUCAAACAAACUAUAAAUAGUGUUUUGUUUCAAUUUCUUAUUAAUUUAGCAUAUUUUUUGUAGUAUAGGCAAGUUCUCUUACUUUUCUCUCAACACUAUUCAUCAGCUUCUAAUUUUUCAACACUGUCCUCUGGUUUUAUAUAUUUCCUCAGAUUUACCUUCGUCAUUGCCGCCAUUGUUCCGACGCUCACACCUUCUUUCUUGACUAGUUUUCUGAUUAAAAGACCACUCACAGUGCCUAAUUUGUGCACAAUCCGUUUUCUUUGCUCGGGAGUAAUUUUUAGAUUUCUUCGCGAAAAACUACAAAAAAAUCACAACGCCUACUUCACUUGGAUGUAAACAACAGUAGGUACGCAGCCAAAAUUUGGUUUUUGAAUAGACAAUUGUUUUACAGUGUACUUAUAAUCAUCGAAACAGUCUAUAAUUGUUCGCAAACAUUACAAGAAACUAAGCUUCCUAAAUCGGUUGAGUAAAUCAGAAUGGCUUUUCAUUUUUAAAAUUUUUUCAUACCUUCUUGCCUUUCGAAUUUUUUCAUCUUGAAACAUACAUAUAUGUUCUCUUACUAUUCUUCUCAACAAACUAUAUGAACAAAAAGGAGCUUUUCCGUUUGGUUCUCCUACAUAAUUGCUGCAUGAAUUCAUAUCUUCGAUUGUUUGCUUAAGUGGCAUGUAAUGCCCUGAUUCACCCUCGAUAAAAACAAUUACAGUGCUGCUAGAAAUAAUCAUGGUUUUGUUACAACUUAAUUCAUUAAGAAUAAAUAUUUUUUUACUAUCAAAAAAUUUGGGCCGGGGGUCUUCAGAUUUUCCCUAUUUUGCGAUUCAGAAACCCAGCUGGUUUUUUAGGAUCUAUUACUUCAACGAGAAGUGUUCCUGAGUGCAGUUGAAUGGUUCAAAAAUAUACUUUUUAUUUUAUUUACCAUGUAACUUCCAUUGUUUAUUUCAAUCUGUGAAAAAAAAUUGAGAAAUUAUGAAAUUUUCGAAAAUUUAAAUUCAAUAUUGAAUUGAAAACAGAUCAAUGAUAAAUUUUGUAAAAUGUAACAUAGUAAACAAAAAUAAACUGAAAGUUGAAUGUAAAAUUACUUCACUAACAAAAAAGUGAAACGCAAGAGAAUCCUACAUAACCAAAUUUGAUUGAUUGUGUAAAGAAAUAAGAUAGCCAACAAACAAUCGAAAAAAAAAACAAAAAAAAAAAACAAA
Uranotaenia lowii is the source of this 3196-nucleotide messenger RNA. RefSeq lists its product as uncharacterized. Bases 59 to 1324 code for a protein of 421 amino acids. The transcript has 6 exons. The record is from RefSeq and is a predicted model, not a curated record. Lineage: Eukaryota; Metazoa; Arthropoda; Insecta; Diptera; Culicidae.